AGGCCAAAUAAAUAGCCAGUGUGCAUACCCUGUUUCAAGUCAGUUCUUCAUAUCUUCUCCAGACGACUAUGCCAGAACCAGCGAAACCCGCACCCAAGAAGGGCUCCAAGAAGGCGGUGACUAAAACCGCCGGUAAAGGAGGGAAGAAGCGCAAGAAAUCCAGAAAGGAGAGUUACGCUAUCUACGUGUACAAAGUGUUGAAGCAGGUUCAUCCUGAUACCGGAAUCUCCUCUAAAGCGAUGGGAAUCAUGAACUCGUUCGUCAACGACAUCUUCGAGCGCAUCGCCGGUGAGGCGUCUCGUCUCGCUCACUACAACAAGCGCUCCACCAUCACAUCCAGAGAGAUCCAGACCGCCGUGCGUCUGCUGCUGCCCGGGGAGCUGGCUAAACACGCCGUGUCUGAGGGCACAAAGGCCGUGACCAAGUACACCAGCUCCAAGUAAAUGGUGCUCCGACUA
Molecule: messenger RNA, 458 nt
Organism: Danio aesculapii
Lineage: Eukaryota; Metazoa; Chordata; Actinopteri; Cypriniformes; Danionidae
Product: histone H2B-like
Exons: 1
Coding region: 69-443 (124 amino acids)
Cellular component (GO): nucleosome
Molecular function (GO): protein heterodimerization activity; DNA binding; structural constituent of chromatin
Source: RefSeq, a predicted model, not a curated record